Racocetra persica is the source of this 161-nucleotide messenger RNA. The record is from the annotation of a GenBank genome assembly. Lineage: Eukaryota; Fungi; Glomeromycota; Glomeromycetes; Diversisporales; Gigasporaceae.
AUUAUGCAGACAUUCUGGAUACAACUCCUACAGACUCAGAUCACAACAUCACUCUAUUAGAAGCUACUUUAUCAGCUACUCCAAUAUCACUUUACAAACAAUCUAAGCAGAAAAUAACUCUCUGGAAAUAUGCAACUGAUGAACAAAUAGAAAAAUACUAA